UUACUUGCUUGUGGAUUUCAGGUGGAUUUGGUUGGGGGUUAUUAUGAUGCUGGAGAUAAUGUCAAGUUCGGCCUACCAAUGGCCUUCACCACUACACUAUUAGCAUGGAGUGUCAUUGAGUUUGGUAACUCCAUGCACAACCAGAUUGAGAAUGCCAGAGCUGCCAUCAAAUGGGGCGCUGAUUAUCUUUUAAAAGCUGCCACUGCAACCCCGGAUACCUUAUACGUCCAAGUGGGAGAUGCAAAUAUGGAUCAUCGCUGCUGGGAGAGGCCAGAGGAUAUGGAUACGCCACGCAAUGUCUACAAGGUAACUGCUCAAAACCCAGGAUCAGAUGUAGCAGCAGAGACGGCUGCUGCACUGGCUGCAGCUUCAAUAGUAUUCAAAGACUCCAAUCCCUCUUAUUCCACCCAAUUGCUUCAUACGGCCAUGAAAGUAUUCGAUUUUGCAGACAGGUAUAGAGGUUCUUACAGUGACUCUCUCAAAUCAGUUGUCUGCCCAUUUUACUGCUCUUACUCAGGCUACCAUGAUGAGCUUCUUUGGGGUGCAUCGUGGAUUCAUACAGCCUCACAGAACAGCACAUACUUGGCUUACAUCAGGUCCAACGGCCACACCUUGGGCGCAGAUGAUGAUGACUACACUUUCAGUUGGGAUGACAAGCGAGCUGGGACCAAAGUUUUGCUUUCCAAGGGUUUUCUAGAGAAAAGGACUGGAGAGUUGCAGCUAUACAAAGCACACUCAGACAACUACAUAUGUUCUCUAAUGCCCGGAACAUCUAAUUUUCAGGCUCAGUAUACCCCUGGGGGACUUUUCUACAAAGCAAGUGAAAACAAUCUGCAGUAUGUUACUACCACAGCUUUCCUCCUCCUAACAUAUGCCAAGUAUCUUAGCUCCAAUGGCGGAGUUGCCACAUGCGGUGGUUCGACAGUCAAGGCAGAAAAUCUCAUUUCACAGGCAAAGAAGCAAGUUGACUACGUUUUAGGAAAUAAUCCGGCAAAGAUGUCUUACAUGGUAGGCUUCGGACAGAGAUACCCACAGCACGUCCACCAUAGGGGCUCCUCUAUUCCUUCUAUACAUGCCCACCCUGAUCGCAUUGCCUGCAGCAAUGGUUUUCAAUACCUGAAUUCCGCCUCUCCCAAUCCAAAUAUCCUUGUUGGAGCCAUAGUUGGUGGCCCUGAUAGUAAAGACAACUUCGCUGAUGAUCGGAACAACUACCAGCAAUCUGAGCCAACUACAUAUAUAAAUGCACCAUUCGUUGGUGCUCUUGCUUACUUUUCUUCUUAAGCAAUCCCACCACAAACUAAUAACACGUUCAGUACCUGUGGUUGAGGAUCAUUAUCAGUCCCAUGUAAGCUUUAAAUUUUAAAGAAUCUUGAUUGGAAUAGAAAUAUGCAACAAUCUUGAUUCGUAUCCA
This is a messenger RNA of Carya illinoinensis, 1411 nucleotides long. RefSeq names its product endoglucanase CX-like. The coding region runs from base 79 to 1281 and encodes 400 amino acids. Gene Ontology annotation, molecular function: hydrolase activity, hydrolyzing O-glycosyl compounds. The record is from RefSeq and is a predicted model, not a curated record. Lineage: Eukaryota; Viridiplantae; Streptophyta; Magnoliopsida; Fagales; Juglandaceae. The transcript has 6 exons. Gene Ontology annotation, biological process: carbohydrate metabolic process.